GCGGCGCGACCGUUGCUGCGCAUGCGCACGGCGCCAUUUCGUGCACUCGCCCGUAGGAAGCCGAGCCGGGGUUUCAGUCAUUUUUAGUCUUAAGCUCCUGAAUCAGGCAGACAGACGACUCAACCCUGAAUUACAGACAGAAUGGAUUGCUCGCCCACCACCUGCAGCCUAAUGGCAAGUAAUGUGACCAACAAGACGGACCCGCAUUCCCUCAACUCACGCGUCUUCGUCGGCAACCUGAACACCAUGCUGGUGACCAAGGCCGACGUGGAGGCCAUCUUCAGCAAGUAUGGCAAGAUUGUGGGCUGCUCUGUGCACAAGGGCUACGCCUUCGUCCAGUACUCCAAUGAGAGGAACGCACGAGCUGCUGUGGUGGGGGAGGACGGAAGGAUGAUCGUUGGGCAAGUGCUGGACAUUAACCUGGCAGGAGAACCGAAACCUCACAGAUCCAAAACCCUCAAGCGGUCAGCAGGAGAUAUGUACAGUUCUUCAUUUGAUCUGGACUAUGACUUCCACAGAGAUUAUUAUGACCGGGUGUACACGUACCCGUCACGGGUGCCCCCUCCUCCUCCGCCGCUGUCCCGGGCAGUGAUCCCCUCGAAGCGGCCGCGGGUCAGCGUGAGCGGGGGCAGCCGCCGGACCAAGAGCAGCUUCUCCACAAAGAGCAGCCAGCGUGCCUCCCGCACCAGCGAGGACGUCCACACACACAAACAAGCAGUGAGAGCCGAUGACCUGCAGACCAUUAAGAAGGAGCUGACCCAAAUCAAACAUAAAGUGGACUACCUGCUGGAGAGUCUGGAGCGGAUGGAAAGGGAGCACAGCAGGAAGUCAGAGGCGAAGAGCAUUAAAGCGGAAGAGACGUCCCCUCUGCACCCCAGCGCCAAGAAGGAGCGAGAGAAGGUGGAACUGAACGACUACGAGGAAGAGGGCGAUCUGGAGGAAGAGGAGAUCAAGAGUCGGGAACGGGAGGAAGACGAGGACGAAGACGAAGGGGAGCAGGAGGAGGGAGAGGAUGACGGUGACAGCGCUGACGAAGACCACUCUUAAACAAGUUCUCGUACACACUCACUCACUCUCUCUCACACACACACACACACACACUUCACACUGAGCUCUGCAUGAAUACAGUCAAACCCAGAUUCCUCGGAUUAAUCCCGCGAGCAGGCGGGAAACGAGGAGCGCGUGAAACGGAGAAAUCGGAUCCUGUUCAACACUCGUUUCUUUUUCUACCACUUUCCUGCUCUUUCUUCCUCCUUCCCUCCUCCUCCACUUCCACUUUUGUGAACGCACAAGUUCAUGAUUCCUUUUUCUCCACUCGUCUGUUAUUAAUUAAAGAUGAAUUAAAGAUGCUGCACUACCAUCCCUGACCAGUAGGUGUCACUGUAACUCACGGUUUCGGUCGGGAUGGGACUGUGAGCUGGUUUUACACGAAGACUGACUGGCACAUCAGCCAUCGGAAACACGUGAAGGAGUUCCACUUGUACAGAAUAAACUUUUAUUUUUCCCGUCUUGGUUUGUAGUUGUGACUAUAGUGACUUUAAAGUGGAGCGUAAGCGUCUGAGCGGCGCGAGUCCUGUUUGUUCCUGUCUGUUUCUUUGUUUCCGUUUCUGGUCCGUGUAAUAAAUUUCAAUAAAACUCGACACAUUUUGGAGCGUU
Molecule: messenger RNA, 1656 nt
Organism: Pygocentrus nattereri (red-bellied piranha)
Lineage: Eukaryota; Metazoa; Chordata; Actinopteri; Characiformes; Serrasalmidae
Gene: hnrnpcb
Product: heterogeneous nuclear ribonucleoprotein C
Exons: 9
Coding region: 142-1047 (301 amino acids)
Cellular component (GO): nucleus
Molecular function (GO): RNA binding
Source: RefSeq, a predicted model, not a curated record